AUGCGUGAAGUUUGCAAGUCAGAUUUGAAGAUAUCAAGAACGGCUGCCGAUCAGUGUUCGUGCUGCAACUGUGCGAAACGUUGGCAGCUUGCUAUUCUGGCUAAUUUCGGGUUUUUGAUUGUUUUUGGUAUACGAUGUAACUUUGGGGCGGCAAAAAAUUAUAUGGCUCGCGACUACACAGACCCGUGGGGGAAAUAUCACAGACGUGAAUUUAAUUGGACAUUAACAGAACUGGGUGUUAUGGAAAGUUCAUUUUUCUAUGGCUAUUUGUUGACACAAGUACCGGCUGGCUUCUUGGCUGCUAAAUUUGCCCCUAAUAAAUUAUUCGGUCUUGCCAUAGGUUUAGCAUCAUUCUUCAACAUUUUGCUUCCCUUUGCAUUCCGUACGAACAGCGACACUUUCAUUGCAACAAUUCAAAUACUACAAGGACUUGUACAAGGCGUGUCAUACCCUGCGAUGCAUGGCGUGUGGCGUUAUUGGGCUCCUCCAUUGGAACGAUCCAAAUUGGCAACAACCGCAUUUACAGGUUCCUAUGCUGGAGCAGUAAUCGGUUUACCGGUUUCCGCUUGGCUUGUCAGUUACAUACAUUGGUCUGCGCCAUUUUAUGUAUACGGUCUUGCUGGCGUGAUAUGGGCAGUAUUUUGGUUUGCACUAACAUUUGAAAGUCCAACGUUUCAUCCAUCGAUCUCGACGGAAGAAAAGAAAUAUAUCCUGGAAACAAUUGGACCAGUGUCCACAAGUCAUCCAACCGUAGGCCUUCAUAGCGGUUUGAUAGCCGCUUUACCCCAUGCAGUGAUGGGUUUGGCAGUACUUGGUGGUGGUCAAUUAGCUGAUUAUUUGCGUUCUCGUCAAAUUCUCAGUACAACAGCAGUGCGGAAACUUUUCAACUGUGGCGGCUUUGGUGGCGAGGCAAUAUUCAUGCUCGUUGUUGCGUAUACUAAAAGUGACACAACUGCGGUUUUUGCCCUAAUACUUGCGGUUGGCAGUAGCGGUUUUGCAAUCUCAGGUUUCAAUGUGAAUCACUUGGACAUAGCGCCACGUUAUGCAGCAAUAUUGAUGGGCUUCUCGAAUGGUAUCGGUACCCUGGCUGGUCUUACAUGCCCCUUUGUGACGGAAAAGUUGAUCUCACGUGGACCACGAGGAUGGGAAAAGGUGUUUCUGCUCGCAAGCCUUAUACACUUCACCGGUGUCACCUUCUAUGCCAUUUAUGCAUCCGGUGAAUUGCAAGACUGGGCUGAACCAAAAGAUGAGGAGGAACCUUGGUUCAGGAAUAAUGUCUUUAAAAGCAGUAUGGUUGCUGGUGGUGACUAUGGUGCAGUGAACUCAGAGAGUAAUCCAGUCCCGGACUUUGAUAAAAUCUGGAAUGAUUCAGCUUCGACAAAUCCAAAGCCGAGUGAAAUGAGAAGCAGAUACGAAGCAACAACAGGUGAUUUAAGUUACAGUGAUUCGGAACGACACAGUGUGAGGAACAACUAUGAAGUAUGGUGA
Acanthocheilonema viteae is the source of this 1488-nucleotide messenger RNA. The record is from the annotation of a GenBank genome assembly. Lineage: Eukaryota; Metazoa; Nematoda; Chromadorea; Rhabditida; Onchocercidae.